AAACCCGAGCGAAAGCGGACAUUACCGAAAUACCACCGCUCAUCUCCCAGCGUCAGUGAAAGUGCUGGUCAAACCUGAGAUCUUUUUAAAUAAAUAAAAAAUGUCGCGGCUGGUCGUCCGGUGCGUCCUGGGAGCGCUGCUGGUCCUGCAGUCCGCCGCCAUCAUCAGAGUUCCGCUUCAUAAAACCAGAAGUCUGCGCCGCUUGAUGAGCGACAGUGGCUUAUCUCUGGAAGAGCUGCGGGCUUUGGCUGCGCGUAACGGAGCGCAGGACAGCGCGCCCUCCCCCGACGUGCCCGUGGAGAGGCUGACCAACUUCAUGGAUGCCCAGUACUACGGGGCGAUCAGCAUCGGCACCCCCCCGCAGGAGUUCACCGUGCUCUUUGACACCGGUUCCUCCAACCUCUGGGUCCCCUCCUUUCGCUGCUCCUUCUUCGAUUUGGCCUGCUGGAUCCAUCAUCGCUACAACUCCAAGAAGUCGAGCACGUACGUUCAGAACGGCACUGCGUUUUCAAUCCGGUACGGCCGAGGCAGCCUGUCUGGCUUCAUCAGUGAGGACACUGUCUCCAUCGCCGGCCUGUCUGUGCCCGGCCAGCAGUUCGGCGAGGCGGUGAAGCAGCCCGGCAUCACGUUCGCCGUGGCGCGGUUCGACGGCGUGCUGGGCAUGGCCUACCCCUCUAUAUCCGUGGCUGACGUCACCCCGGUGUUCGACACGGCCAUGGCCGCCAAGCUGCUGCCCCAGAACGUCUUCUCUUUCUACAUAAGCAGAGACCCGGCGGCCGCCGUUGGCGGGGAGCUGAUGCUGGGCGGGACAGACCCGCAGUACUACACCGGAGAGCUGCACUACGUUAACGUGACACGCAAGGCCUACUGGCAGAUCAGUAUGGACGGCGUUGGUGUUGGAAACCAGCUGACUCUCUGCAAAUCCGGUUGCCAGGCCAUCGUCGACACGGGGACGUCCCUCAUCGUGGGUCCCUCGGAGGAAAUCAGGGCGCUGCAGAAAACCAUCGGAGCUCUGCCGAUUCUGAUGGGAGAGUACUUCAUCGACUGUAAGAAGAUCCCUUCUCUGCCUGUUAUUUCUUUCAACAUCGGGGGAAAGAUGUUUAACUUGACUGGAGAAGACUAUAUAAUGAAGGAGACUCAGAUGGGAACGUCUAUCUGCAUUUCGGGCUUCAUGGCCAUGGACAUCCCCCCGCCGGCGGGGCCCCUCUGGAUCCUGGGGGACGUGUUCAUCGGGAGGUACUACACCGUGUUCGACCGGAGCGCCGACCGGGUGGGGUUCGCCCCCGCCAAGUAAAACCACUGACCACUGAGUGACUGAAGAGGCUCGCAGAGCAGGACGCCACCGUCUUUAUUGCACUAGUUGAUUUUCAGGAAAAGAAAAAAAAAAAGAGAGAUUUGUUUGAAUAUUUAAACUGUGUGCGUUAAUGAUGAGAUUUUCAUUGAAGUGUU
Messenger RNA from Salarias fasciatus (jewelled blenny), 1449 nucleotides. It is a transcript of the gene napsa, whose product is annotated as napsin A aspartic peptidase. Gene Ontology annotation, cellular component: lysosome. The record is from RefSeq and is a predicted model, not a curated record. Gene Ontology annotation, biological process: proteolysis. Gene Ontology annotation, molecular function: aspartic-type endopeptidase activity. Bases 101 to 1294 code for a protein of 397 amino acids. The transcript is spliced from 9 exons. Lineage: Eukaryota; Metazoa; Chordata; Actinopteri; Blenniiformes; Blenniidae.